AUGGUCAUGAUAAUUAACAACAAGAUAAAACCUCCAGGAGGAGAACCAAUCUGGUCGUGGUACUCAAGAGCAGAGCAACUAGACUACCUGAAAGGGUUCCUCAAACCACUUGCAUUCGAGAAAGAAGAAACAGCCAAGGCCAAGGAUCCUGAGGAUAUAAUUGUUCUACCAAAUACUGAGGAUGACAUUAACCCAGAAAAUGUCACUGUAGAAAAACCUAUGCCCUUAGUGUCUGUAAAACAAGAACCAAUAGAUGAUGAACAUGAAAAAUUGCCUGUCCUUGAGAAAAAUCUACCCGUGUCUGAUAAUGUCAACCCAGAGUCAGCUGUAGUAUAUGGUCCUCAUCAACUUGAUCCUCCUGCUUCCCUUUUCACCAAACUCAACUUGUUUAACAUCAUGGAUGAACAUAGAAGAUCAACCUCUCUCACAAAUAGACUGUCUAUUCCCCUGAAUAUCCCACAAACUACAAAACCCACACAAGACAAAAUUCUGUCUUUGCCAUCACCACAAACCACACAAACAGAAAUUCCUGAACAUCAAAAUCCUGAAAAUCCUCUCCCCAUCCAGUCAGAAAACUCUCAUACUGAUGAAACUAGGUCUGAACCUCAAUCCGAACCAAAUCCUGAAACAACACCUACCAUCCCCAUUGAUGAUUCUCCACUAGAUUUUGAGUUUGAAACAGGAAAUCCUCCAGAAUUACCAGUUGCAGUUGAGUUUGAAACAGGAAAUCCUCCAGAAUUACCAGUUGCAGAACAAACUGAUGAAGAAAAUCCUCCAGAAUUACCAGUUGCAGAACAAACUGAUGAAGAAGACAAUCCAGAAUUACCAGUUGCAGAACAAACUGAUGAAGAAGACAAUCUGCCAUUACCAGUUGCAGAACAAACUGAUGAAGAAGACAAUCUGCCAUUGUCUCAAGUGAAGAAGAACCAAGCAAAGGCAAAAGGAAAGAAGAAGAUUCAGGAAGAACAUGUGGACAAAAAUCCUGUGGCAAAAAUUCAUGUUUUUCCCGCCCCUGUCACCAGGCGAAAAACCAGGUCAUCCACAGCACAACAGGAGAAGGAAACCCCCUCACCAACACGAAAAACCAAGAAAAAACAGCCAAUUGCUGAACAACAUGUCCCUGUGGAAACAACUGCUAGUAAAAAGAGAAAAAAGAACACCACUCAAACUCAGCAAUCUGAAAGCCAACCGGAUGUCUCUACCGUAACACCCCUUGAAGUAAUCACCCCUCAAUUCCUAUCUGAUGAGUAUGCUGCAAGAUGGGACUCAACAAACAAAAGGAAAAUCCUGAGCGAAAGGUAUCUUGAUGUUGAAAAGUUCAAGUCUCAGUGCCAACUUAUGCCAGUGUUUGAGAAGCUAAACCUUGUCAAGUCUGUAACAACUCAGACUAGCUAUCCACCCAUUGCCAUCAAGGAAUUUUAUGCAAACCUUCUGAAGACUAUCAAGGAUGCCGGCUCACAUGUUUAUGGACAUGCAAGUGACAUUGAAGACCCUGUUAUUGGUGCAAAUACAAUCACGAAGGUCAUUACAGGAGGAACAUACAGCUAUUGGCCUGCUGAAACCAACAUGUUGCCAGCAAAAUCUCUCACAACAAAGUAUGCUAUACUGCACAAACUGGCCAUGACAAACUGGAUGCCAAAUGAACACCGAGGAGGUUUAAACUUUCUUAUGGCCACCCUGAUCUACAAGAUAGGCAAAUGUAUUCCUGUUGACUUAGGUGACAUCAUCUUCAAACAUGUGGCAUCCUUCAGAAAACCAGAGUCUAAGGAGAGCAAGGUAAAAUUGCCUUUUCCCUGCACAAUUUAUGGAGUUCUGCGCUCACAAGGGUUCAAACCAGAACCAAAUGAGCCUAUGGAGGCACCUCAAGUCAGAACAAUCGAUGUCAGACUCAAACAAGGAAGUCAUGUGCUUGACAUCUUUCCAGAACAUGCAAGCAGCUCAGCCCCAGCUCUGAACCUUGAUGCACCAUUUACCAGCAAACUCACAGCCCAGCACCUUGACAAAAGCAUCAGAGAUCUUAACACGAUCAUACAGAUACUUGUUGAAAAGAGAACAACUGAGAUGCAAUUACGUGAACAAUUGAGAUUGAGAGAUCAAGAGAUGACUGCUGUUGUCACUGAAACACCCACUGAUACAUCUACUGCACAUGAAGCUGAUUCCAUCGCACCUGAAGCUGAUUCCACCGCAAACAGUCAGGAGGAUGAGUCCUCAGAAUCUGAAUGA
Ipomoea triloba (trilobed morning glory) is the source of this 2223-nucleotide messenger RNA. RefSeq lists its product as uncharacterized. The transcript has 3 exons. The coding region runs from base 1 to 2223 and encodes 740 amino acids. The record is from RefSeq and is a predicted model, not a curated record. NCBI's taxonomy places the organism in Eukaryota, Viridiplantae, Streptophyta, Magnoliopsida, Solanales, Convolvulaceae.